GACGAGGACCCGCGAGCUUCAUGCCCGGCCCACCCCACUUCACGAAUCUUCGCCAGGCCAACCAACCCAAUGAAGGUUGCAUUGGCGCUCUUGGGCGCGUCCCUCGCGACUUCUGUGGCGCUCGACCGUAAGCUCUAUGGCGUCGACUACGACGUUCGCACGAGCGAAUGGGGCGGGUGCAAGCAAGAAUGGGAGAUUCGUGCUGACUUCCAAGCGAUGAAGCAAGUUGCUCGCAACGUGCGCGUGUACGGAACGGAAGAGCCGUGCAUCAGCCGCGUCCUCAAGGUCGCUGCCGAAGCCAACGUCCGCCUCUGGCUUGGGUUGUGGGGCAACAUCUACGCCGACCAGGACGCGUUCGACAAGCAAUUUGUCACAUUCAAGCGGUUGGUGGCGGAAGGCCGCAUCCGCAACGACAACGUCGUCGGGAUGCACGUGUCGAGUGAAGCCAUGUUCCGGUACUACAUCCAGGACAAGCACGACUGGAGCGACCGCGAAGGCACGUACAAGCUGACUGCGUACGUGGACAAGGUGCGCACAUUCCUCCGCCAGCACGGCCUCAACUUCCCCGUCUCGAUCGCAGACGUCAUGGACGCAUACAAGUACACGCAAGCGCUGUACCCUGCCGUCGACGUCGUUGCCGCGAACCAGUUUUCCCAGUGGGAAAACGUGUGGGCGAAGGACGGCGUCAACACCAUGUUCGAGCGGCUCAAGAACAUCCAAAUUUCGUCUCGCGCGACCGGCAAGCAAAUCCUGAUUGCUGAAACCGGGUGGAGCUCGAACGGGUCGUUCCCUUCCAUCAAAGAAGCCACGCCCGAGUCGUCGGGGGUGUAUCUCAAGGACUUUUUGCUGUUUGCCGAGCAGCAGAACCUCAACUUUUACUACUUUUCGUCGUUCAACCUCAAGUGGGGCGACGACUCAGCGUUCGGUUUGAUCGAGAAGAACUGGGGUCUCUUUGACCAGGACCGAAACAUGCUGCCGCAUGUCCGCAGCGUCGUGGUCGGCAAGCCGCACAAGGCCGUCCGCCUCUGGCACAACGGACUCGUGAUCAAGGUCGAUGGCGCCAACACCAACACGGAGGGCCGCGUCUACCUAGACUUGCCCACGACUGGCCUCACCGACUCGCUCGACCGCGAAGUGUGGUUUUACGACGAAGACCAUAAAACUUUCCGCUCCAAGAGCACCAACCAGUGCCUUGACACGUACGUCGACGACGCCGGCGUGAGCCAGCUCCACGUGUACUGGUGCGACUCGUCCAAUGCCAACCAGCACUGGGACUUCCACGCCGAUGGCACGUACGACAUCAUGUCGGUGCCCGAAGUCGAAGUGGUCGAGCCGACGACGGUGGCCCCCACGACGACAACGACGACUGUCGCCCCCACGGAUCCUCCGACGGACCCUCCGACGGCGCCGCCGGCGAGCGUCCCCCAAUUCUACGCCGAGUGCGGAGACUGCCGCAACUGCCAGUUCUUCACCCCGUACUACUCGUUGUGCUAUGCCAACUGGUCGCCCCGUGACUGUGGUUUGAUGCCCAAGUCGACGCAUCGAUGGUGCGGGUCGUUGCCGACCUACGUCGCGCCGCCGCCGCCUGCCACUCGCAAGCCCACGACUACAACGCGCCGCCCCUCUGCCCCUCGCCCGUCGCCGUCGACUAGCACGGCUGCUCCAGGUGUGUAUCUCGGGCCCAAGCCCGUCGAAGUCCGCGUUCCCGUGGGUGUGUUGGUGUCGCUGAGCGACAAGAGCCCUGGCAAGUGCAUUCGCGCCGCCACCGACGGCCUCCAGGUCGUCCCGUGCUCGUUUGACGACUCGACCAAGUUUUCAAUCCGCCCCUUCGAGACGGAAGAAGUCACGAUCAAGAUCGUGGACACGGACUGGAAGAUCACCGAGUCGUUUGGCCGCGUCGUUGCCACGACGAACGCCAAGCUCGACGCGGUGCACCCGGACUCGCAAACGUGGUUUUACGAUCCACUCGCGAAAACGAUUCGCAACAAGGCCAACAGCCAGUCGUGCCUCCAGCUUGUGCAGGACAAGGUGCAUGGGCUGGUCGAAGGUCGGCUGUGUGAUGCCGAUAAUGCGUUCCAGGCGUGGUCGUACAACGACUUGACGGGGCAAAUCUACUUUAUGGAGAAAAUGGGGCUCUGCCUCGCAACCGACGGACCCAACCAGCCGCUGCACGUCCAGUUUUGCGACAUCACGAUCCGCAAUCAAAAGUGGAUCUUCGAGUUGGUCCACCACGGCGCGGGCGACAAAAAGCCGGCGCCGCCCCCAUGCCAGUACACCAACCCGUCGACCCUUCCCCCGUGCACGACCAAGCGCCCCGUCCCGCCUCCAUGUGAAUACACCAACCCGACGACCACACAAGCCCCUGCUCGUCCCCCGACGGAAGCCCCUGUGACGCCCACUACCACGGCAGCGCCCAUCACUACCACCACCCCUGCGCCUGCUACCACGACAACGGCUGCCCCAACUACUACGACGCCGACCCCAACUACGACGACGCCGACCCCAACUACGACGACGCCGACCCCAACUACGACGACGCCGACCCCAACAACGACGGUUGCCCCCACGGAUGCUCCGACGACGGUCGCCCCCGUGGUUCCCGACCUCCUUACCGAAGAAACGGAUGCCCCCCAAACGACCCGCGCGCGCCGCCCGCUGCCGUCGCCCUGCGACAAAAACGAAAUGGCCAACACGACGGUCGCGCCGACCACCACGAUGGAGGUCCCCACAACCACAGAUCACUCUGGCGAAAGCACUGUGACCAAGACCAAGCGUGUCGUCAUCUCGCACAAUAAACCGAAAACGACGCAAGCCCCUGUCCCCUCGGAGGAACUCCAGGUGACAGACGUCCCUGCACCGCCCACGGACGCCCCCACCACCGCAGCUCCUGCCACCGACGCCCCCACCACCGCAGCUCCUGCCACGGAUGCCCCCACCACCGCAGCUCCUGCCACGGAUGCCCCCACUACCGCAGCCCCUGCCACCGAUGCCCCCACCACCGCAGCUCCUGCCACCGAUGCCCCGACAACCACAGCGCCAGUGAACUCCAACACGCUGGACUUGGCCACGUGCAUUAAAUACAAGGUCGUGGUGGGCGAUUCGUCGUGGGGCAUUCUCAACAAGGCGUGCUCGGGGUACUCUGGUGCUUGCAAGAAGGAUGCGCUCCCGACCAUCGUGAACAGCCAGAACAAGCGCUGCUCGAGUUUGCUCACCGUUGGUGAAGAAGUCAGCGUGUGCUGCGGAAGUGUACCCAUCACGGCACCGACCGAUGCCCCCACCACUCCUGCACCCACCGAUGCCCCAUCCACUCCUGCACCCACCGAUGCCCCAUCCACAGCUGCACCCACCGAUGCCCCAUCCACAGCUGCACCCACCGAUGCCCCCUCCACAGCUGCACCGACUGAUGCCCCCACCACCACCGUCGUCGACAGCCAGGUGACGGAUGUCCCUGCCCCCACGGACGCUUCCACGACGGCUGUCCCCGCUGGGCCCGCCCCCGUCCCGAACGAACCGGUUGCAUUCAUCAACUACUUUGUCGAGCAGCACGCGUGUGUUGGCUUUGGUGCGACGUGGUGCGCAGCGUGCGAGUGGACCAAGGAAACAGUGGCAGACGUCGGUGGCAAGCUUACGUUCAUGGAGCUCGACACCAAGGUCGCGGGCGAAGGCCCAGCCGGCGACGCCAUCUCGGCGGCCCUCACGACGCUCACCGGGUCCAACUCGUACCCGAGCAUCUGGAUCGGUGGCAAGUACAUCGGUAGCUCGGACAAGAUCGCAGACUUGGAUGCUGCCGACAAGUUGACCGACUUGCUCAAGGCCGCCGGGUGCCUGUAGGUUAGCCAUGUUGGCCUCGCGCAUCUCUGUGUUCAUGUGCAUUGAAUCGAC
Molecule: messenger RNA, 3882 nt
Organism: Aphanomyces invadans
Lineage: Eukaryota; Oomycota; Saprolegniomycetes; Saprolegniales; Verrucalvaceae
Exons: 2
Coding region: 70-3831 (1253 amino acids)
Source: RefSeq, a predicted model, not a curated record